Messenger RNA from Trichoderma asperellum CBS 433.97, 530 nucleotides. The record is from RefSeq and is a predicted model, not a curated record. Lineage: Eukaryota; Fungi; Ascomycota; Sordariomycetes; Hypocreales; Hypocreaceae.
AGAAGAUCUGAUAUUUACUUAAAUAUCUGUCUCGACAGCACAACAUAUAAUACACUACAAUCCUGACCUUUUCCCUAAGCCCGACGUCUUCAUGCCAGAAAGAUAGUUAGGGAACAAUACACAGACAUCUAAGACAAAUUCGAUUCCUUUCGGCAAGGGGCCACGUCCGUUGGCAUGAAUCUUUCUUAUAUGGAGGCAUAUGUCUUCCUAGGGAACCUUUUUCGCCGCUUCGACAUGAGCUUGCAUAAUGCAGACCAAUAUCCGCUACGUUGGAAAGAUUACAUUGCUCUCCAUUUGGAAGAUGAUGUCAUGAUUAGUAUUAAUAGCAUUAGGUGAGCUGUUGCUAGUUGUCAUAAUACGAUUUGGGGAUUGUUAUUUUAAACGAAGUGGAGCUCGGGUGGGUAUCGGAAGUGAUUUGUCUUAUGGCCUACCUAGAUAACAGUUCAUACUUGUAGUCCUUAUAUGUUGAAAUUGACAGCAUAUGUUAAUUAAUACGCGUGCUGAGUCUUGCUAUCUUGUGUGGCUUCCUA